UAUUCCCAAAAGACUAUCGUUCACCAUAGUGUCAGCCUUCCGCAAUACAUCAUGGUUGUCCUAAUGUUAUGCUGGUUAUUACUGACGCUGGUCGGUGUGUCCGCCUCCCCUACUAAGCAAGAGAUAGAAAGUUCUAUACGAGUCAUGAGAGAUCUUGUGGAAAAUGCCCAGGUAAAGAAGGACAAGAAAUACGUGCCUCUACUUGAAUGGGCCGAAGACAAGGGGGUCUGGCCAAGUUAUGUGAAGCAGUACUUCCAUGGUGUCCCUGACCUGGCACUGUUCAGACAGCUGUUUGGUGUGUUCGACAACAACAUGUUUGCCACAGCGUAUGUGAUGGAGAUUCUUGCAGAGUUUAGUAAAUAUGGGGAUAUGACGGAUUACAAUCUGGCGGAGCUCAACGCCGGUCUUGACGCCAUAAAGGAUCAUCGCGACAAGAACCUUGCCUUCAAUAAUUCGUUGAUGACGUUCUGGCCACAAGUCUAUAAUGAAACCUUAAAGACGUGGGACAGCAGUCCUCGAAACUUAGUGGAUCUUAUAGAAGCGACAAAAUAUCUGCCUUUGAACUGGACGUAUGCUGAGCUGGAGAAACUUGGUCUGAAGGACAUAGAAUACAUUAUGGUACGGCUCAUGCGAUCUAGAGACGGGUACAUGUCGGUGUUUCACGUGCCACCAGAUUUUGAUGACACUUUUCUCAAUAUCGGUCUGGGUUCAAUGCUGAAGGAAAUGUCUCACACCUUCCCAGAGGCCUCUGACUUGUGGAUGUCCCAGAACCCAAACCUGACAUCUGUAUUUGAUGCUCUAAAGCGUUAUGCCUACAGGCCAUUUUCCGGAGAUCAGCGAGUCAACACGAUCGAUUCCCGAUCGUACGUCUACCUGCGGAAGUGGCUGGCCCAGGAGAAGCUGGCUGGCAACGACGUCGCCCUUGUAACCACGUGGAUCCAGGACACGGACGAAGUUCGGACCUGGUUUGCAAAGGGGGUGAUGAUGCCGUUCAAUGUGAACAACGUGGACGUCACGGUAUCUGCUAACUUCAUGUACGCUGUAACAGCUGGCAUCAUCAGUGGCGUUCUCGAGCCCUCCUUGUUGGAUGACACAGAUAUUCUGCAUAUCUAUAACGACACAACACGAAUGCUCGCUUUCCAAAUCCAGACUAAUUUCUCCGAUCGUGUUGACCUGGCGUUGACAUACUAUCCACCAGUUAUUGAGUUCUACUGGUUUGUGGCCAGGACGUACAACAAACUCCAGGAAACUCUAGACAGGGCGGGAUCGCUGCCUCACAAGGGAAUGGAUCAGGUUCUGGAGGACUUUAAGCAGGUGCUGCGGACCUACGCUUCGCCUUGGAUCCUGGACCAGCGGAAGUCUGAAUCCCAGUCAGGCAUGAACACCAUCUACUACGAUGACUUCAUCGGUGAUGGCGACAUCACAUACGACAACAAGUCUGUGAACAAUGCGGAAGACCGUAUUUUCACCAGCUCCAUGGCUCUAAAUGCACUUCUGACUAUCUGGGCAACUGAAGAUCAGCACACGGGGCAGAUUAUCUGGGAUAAAGAUACACCAUCAUUAGUUCAAGACACUGUGCAGAAGAUUGUAACCUGGCUAUACUUAAAUAGCUAUGGGGGCAACUACAGACCAUGGAACGCCUUCUUCUCUGGUUCAAACAAAGGCGCAACGACAUCGCCAGCAAUGUACCCAGUGAACCGGAUAGAGUUGUUCAAUGGGACAACGAUCCCUAUCAAUGACAAAUGUAAAAUAAAAAGGGGGCCCGAACCAUAUAUUUUUGGCGUUGAGGGCACUAUACCCGAAGAGACGUAUGACAACAUGACCAGUGAAUGUCGUUCUCCUGUGGUGUUCCAUGGAUACAACGACCAGGAUCGCUACUUUCCUUUCUGGACCUCUGACGCCUACACCUACGUCACUGUCAUCACUGGAAUGGCCAAAUACGUCCGCACCCUACCCGAAUAACAGUCCUCUCAGAAAAAUAACAAAAAUAAAAACAACCAACAAGGCAUUUAAAGGGAAGUUUGAGAAAUUGCUUAGAAAUAUGAAUUAGCGGGCAAACGAAAAUCAAAUGAAAAAGAUCAUUCGAUGGUAAUGUAUUUGAUAUGCUACCCGUUAAACAGCCAUAGUGCAUAUAUUAUGUGUGUAUUUAAGUAUAUCUACUUUCUAUAUAAACUGUUUUUUCAUCUCUUGCCAUAUACAUGUACAAACAUUGUAUAUAAAUAUAGUACACAUGUAAUAGUAAUGCAUAUUCAAAUAACAGUAGCACUAAUGUGUGUCAAGUAUGUGCACUAAAGCAUCCACUAACUGUGGAAACAGAAAACUGUUAAAGGUCUGACAUUUACAUGUACAGAGGGCGAUAUGGUACAUGUUAAAACAGCCACAGUGCAUAUAUAAUGUGUGUAUUUCAGUAUGUCUACUUACCUAUUGAUACGGGUUACAUUGUUCUGUUUUUGGACAUCAAAUUUGUUGUUAAUUCCUUUUUGUUUUCAGCCAAAUAAAGAGCUGGUAACAUGUGUAAUGUUUGGUUCGAUACGGUAUUUAAACAUGUACUUUUUUAAAUGCGUACUUCACCUGUCAAUGUAUAUUAACUUCGAAAGUAUUCUAAGAGGAAUACACUUCUGGCGAAAUCGGAUGUGUCGAUUGCGCCAAACUCAUCAAUCCGGUGUCAGCAAACUCUUUCUAUGUGUAUCACUAUUUUAAGGUGGCUGCAUUGUACGUAUUAUAUCGAAUUUAUGGUUGUCUCGAACUCAGCUUACAGUAACAGAAAAUACAUUAAAGAAAGUAUAUACAAUGUGAAA
Messenger RNA from Haliotis rubra (blacklip abalone), 2798 nucleotides. RefSeq lists its product as uncharacterized. The record is from RefSeq and is a predicted model, not a curated record. NCBI's taxonomy places the organism in Eukaryota, Metazoa, Mollusca, Gastropoda, Lepetellida, Haliotidae. Bases 52 to 1962 code for a protein of 636 amino acids. The transcript is spliced from 9 exons.